Nematostella vectensis (starlet sea anemone) is the source of this 2166-nucleotide messenger RNA. RefSeq names its product clumping factor A. Lineage: Eukaryota; Metazoa; Cnidaria; Anthozoa; Actiniaria; Edwardsiidae. The transcript has 2 exons. Bases 315 to 2027 code for a protein of 570 amino acids. The record is from RefSeq and is a predicted model, not a curated record.
AAAUCGUGGGUAUUACGCCUUGGAGCAGAGCCAUGACAGCGCUAAUCACAAACAGCAAGGGGAGCCGCCACAACAGCGACAACGAUCAUCACAAUCUCGAGGCCGGAUUAAACUUAGACUGAGUAUUCAAAUACCCGGGGAAAGGUGAGGGCGUAUUGAGGUCCAUUCACGAGGAAUACUUCCCACAGAGCAAGAAACAAUAAAUGCAAGAAGAGUCAUUUCAGAAUAAGAAUCAUUAACAACAUACCACAUAGUACAGUCCCCAAGAGUGCGAGAAACAUCGAUGGUUGAAAUAACAAGAAGUUAUUCAAAACAUGAGUCGCUCCCGUAAAAACUACCAGCGAAGUGAUAGCUCACUAGAGGAAGAAGAAUUGAUCAGAAGUUUUGAGUCGAUUACUAAGGUCUUUAGCGAGGCAUGGAACACAAAGAAGCCGCCGAUGGCAAGUAAGGAUAAUAGCCUGAGCAGAUCUGAGGAUGCAGAUAGCCUGGAUGAGGAAGUAAGGAGGAUUAUGUCACCCGAGAAGAAGCCUGAGAAAACAGGCGAGACACAAGAUAAGGGGAAUAAAAAGGGUAAGGAUGACAAAGGUGAUGGUGGCAGAGAUAGCAAAGACGAGGGGAGCAAUGAGAAGAAUGUGAAAAACGGAGUGAGAGAGAACCCUGACAGAGAUGAUAAAGAGGAAACAGGUGUUGAUGAUGAGAGGUCUUUGGAUGGUGAGCAGAAAGAGAAAGGGAUGGGCAGUAUAGUGAGCAGUACGCUUGAUGAUAUGGGUAGCAGUGUGGCGAAGGAUAGCGAUGAAGAAAAGAGAAAAUCAGAUGAUGAUGAAAAUAAAGAGGGAGGCGUGCGAUCAAAGCGUGUUGACCAAGAUCAGGAGAAAGCCAAAGAGGAAGGUAAAGCGGAAAAGGAAGCUGAAAGGAAUGACAGCAGUGAAGAUGAGAAUAAGGACUCGGACGCUAAGGCAGCACAAACAAAAGAAGUAGAAGAAGAGGAAGUAAGAAGUAACCGGGGUAAUUUAGACGAGCAAUCCACAGAAGCAAACGGUAAUAAUACAGACACGCAUAGUGAUGAUUCAGAGAAAGACAGUGACGAUGAUGAGAAAUCAGCAGACACCAAAAAUGACGAGAUAUCUGACUCUGAUAAAUCUGAUACUGAGAAAGACGCGGACUCAGAUUCCGAGAAUGAUGGAAGCGGUACCUCAGAGUCUGAAUAUCUGUCUAGCGAGGAGAGUGACGAAGACGUAAACGAGGAAUUUGAUUUGGAAAAAUACAUCCGCAAACUGGAACGAGGAACUUCGUCAUCAGAAGACGACGCAUCAUCGGUCACCUCAGAGAAGCUGAUAAAUAGAGCUGUUCUGAGGGCGACGAAAAACUUCCGACGCGCCAAUGUCGAUACAGUCAAACAGAAUUCCGACAGCGAAUCCUCAGACUCCGAGCCCGAAGUUGAGCCAAAGCCGAAAAAAGAGAAACCCCCGAAGAAGGAACAGUCGGGUAGCGAACAAUCCUCGGGAUCGUCAAGCGAGGAGACAGAUAGCUUUCUCGACUUUACCGACGAUGAAUCGAUCUCCUCCGACGACACAUCAGUUGUCAGCGAUGAGUUUAAUGAAGAUGAACGGGUGAACGGGUCCCAGAGCGAGCACACAGUAUCACCUUUUGAUAUUAUAUGCAUGCACUACAUGGGAGGGGCAAGGAAGGAAGAAAAACCUGUCAAGAUCGAGCUCCAAGAUUACGAGUUGGGCCAUGUCCAUCAAUUGGACACAUCGCUAGGGGCAUCCCGAGUCAUGGACCUCAGGUGGCCUUUCACCAACUACUACGUCAAAGAAAUCGAUGAUCUGUCGAGUUUCGACAAGGACGCCGAUGAGCCAACGAACACGGACGAGCUGAACCCUAACGUGUUGCCUUGCUAUAAGUCAUUCGAGUCGUCAGCACUGGUCCCUAGUCGACGUAGGAGCGUGAUGUCUGGACGGGUGUGGUGGGUAGAGUGGUGGGCUAAUACCAGCAGAACUGACACGCCCAAUGAAACCAAUACAUGAGAGAACACACUGAAGGCAGGGGCUCAUAAGUAGGGGCAAUCAACUUCCCAACAUUCUGGUACUAUAUAAGUGUCACGGCGCUUCCUAGGAUCAGGCUAUUUUUAGACGCGCGGAUUAGCCAAUCAGAUUCGACUUUUGU